AUGUCGUCGUCGUUGAGAUUUCUUCGAUGCAAAACCCCGUUUCGGUUCUUUCGAUGUUAUUCCUCGGCAGCUCAAGCUGGAAUACCAUUGAAUCAGGGACCCUCGUCUUCAAUUCCAUCCACAGAACGCGAGAUCUCGCCGAAGGUAUCGGCUCUGGUCGAUCAAAUUGCCACUUUAACUGUUCUUGAAGUCUCUGAUCUCAAUUAUGCGUUGAAAAAGAAGUUGAAUAUCCCCGAUCAGCCAAUGUUUGCAGCAGCGGUGGCUGCUCCUGUCGCAGCAGGUAUGUGUUCAUGAUGUUCUUGCGUCAUGUGAAUCACAAAAUAAUGUGAACCCAAAACUAAUUUGUUUUGAUUUGCCGCCUAUUCCUCAUAAGUUUUUUAUUGCGGUUGUGUUUAGGAAACGCACCGGCUGAAGAAGAGGCAGAACAACCAGCUCAGAAGACAAUGUUCUCAGUCAAGUUGGUCAAAUUCGACGACUCGAAGAAAAUAGCGUUAAUCAAAGAGAUCAGGAAUGCCAUUGAAGGACUGAAUCUGGUACAAGCAAAGAAGUUCGUGGAGACAGCUCCAGUUGAAGUGAAGGCAGAUCUCGGAAAGAACGAGGCUGAAGCCCUGAAGGCCCUUUUGGAGAAAGUCGGAGCUACUUGCGAAAUUAUCUAA
Messenger RNA from Bursaphelenchus xylophilus (pine wood nematode), 656 nucleotides. Lineage: Eukaryota; Metazoa; Nematoda; Chromadorea; Rhabditida; Aphelenchoididae. The record is from the annotation of a GenBank genome assembly.